Molecule: messenger RNA, 621 nt
Organism: Alternaria novae-zelandiae
Lineage: Eukaryota; Fungi; Ascomycota; Dothideomycetes; Pleosporales; Pleosporaceae
Exons: 3
Coding region: 1-621 (206 amino acids)
Source: RefSeq, a predicted model, not a curated record
AUGAUCCAAAUUACAGCGUGCAAGAAGCCAGGGCCUAAAGGUUGUGAGAAGUACGAGCUCAGUGGCAAAGUUCGUCGAGACGAAGAUACUUCUGCGGCUGUUGACCAAGCUGCUUCCGCGACUGUUGACGAGGCUUCGUCCGAGACUGCUACUCAGGUCGACCCUGGAACCAUCAAUUACAACCAAGACGCUCCCGAGGGAUUUGUUCAGACUGCUGAUGUCAAUGGCGACGACAACACCUGCGCAACACAGGGCUGCUCCGAGGCCUUGCCGUAUUGCCUCAAGGCGUGCGGCUUUGGUCCCCACUGCGAGGGUUACUGCGCCUGCUGCGUCGAGGCUCCUCAAGAUUGCGAUCAAUGGGAGUUCACCGACCACGACAUUGCUCUUGCUGGCCCGGAGACUGCCGACUAUGAGCAAGUCGCUGCCGCUGCCAACGCUCGGGAGGGAAGCGACGACGACGACGUCAACAGCGAACACUGUAAAGCUUGCCGCGAUGCCGGGUACGAAUGUAGCAAGAAGUGCGGCGCCGACGAUAUGAUCUGCAAGGCUCUGUGUCUGUGCGCGAGCACUGCGGAAGACAACUGCGGCAAGUGCAGGUCCGUCGACUGCCCCCGCACUUAA